Messenger RNA from Mus musculus (house mouse), 3356 nucleotides. RefSeq names its product mahogunin, ring finger 1 (gene Mgrn1). Gene Ontology annotation, molecular function: ubiquitin protein ligase activity. The transcript has 18 exons. Lineage: Eukaryota; Metazoa; Chordata; Mammalia; Rodentia; Muridae. Gene Ontology annotation, cellular component: early endosome; plasma membrane; cytoplasm. The coding region runs from base 287 to 1951 and encodes 554 amino acids. Gene Ontology annotation, biological process: protein ubiquitination. The record is from RefSeq and is marked validated.
GGUGGUGGUGGUGGUGGUGGUGGCAAGCUUGGGAAGCGUAGUACGCAGGCGCAUUGGCUGCCUGGCCUGGACUCCAUUUCCCCUGGAACUGCGGGGCGGGGGCGGGGGCGGGGCGCCGGGCCUAGGCCGGGGCGGCCGGGGGCGGGGGCUGUGGAGAGGUGCCGCGGCGGCGGCGGCGGUGGCGGCGGUGGGUACGCGUUGGUGCGGCCUGUUUUGGGCCAUGUCCGUGUGAGGACGCCGCAGCCGACAACCUCUCCUCUCCGGCUGGCCGGUAGAAACGCGCACCAUGGGCUCCAUCCUGAGUCGCCGCAUCGCGGGCGUAGAGGACAUCGACAUACAGGCCAACUCGGCCUAUCGCUACCCUCCGAAGUCCGGAAACUACUUUGCUUCGCAUUUUUUCAUGGGAGGAGAGAAAUUUGACACUCCCCAUCCUGAAGGUUACCUCUUUGGAGAGAACAUGGACCUGAACUUCCUGGGCAGUCGUCCAGUCCAGUUUCCCUAUGUCACCCCUGCCCCCCAUGAGCCAGUGAAGACACUGAGGAGCCUGGUGAACAUUCGCAAAGACUCUCUCCGGCUUGUGAGGUACAAAGAAGACGCAGACAGCCCCACGGAGGACGGUGAAAAGCCCCGCGUGCUCUACAGUCUGGAAUUCACCUUUGAUGCCGAUGCCCGUGUGGCUAUCACCAUCUAUUGUCAGGCGGUAGAGGAGCUGGUGAAUGGCGUGGCAGUGUACAGCUGUAAGAACCCUUCUCUGCAAUCUGAGACCGUCCACUACAAGAGAGGCGUUAGCCAGCAGUUCUCCCUGCCUUCUUUCAAGAUUGACUUCUCCGAGUGGAAGGAUGAUGAGCUGAACUUUGACCUGGACCGGGGUGUGUUUCCAGUAGUCAUCCAGGCUGUGGUGGACGAAGGGGAUGUUGUGGAAGUGACUGGCCACGCUCAUGUGCUCCUGGCUGCCUUUGAGAAGCAUGUGGAUGGCAGCUUCUCCGUGAAGCCAUUAAAGCAGAAGCAAAUUGUGGACCGGGUCAGCUACCUGCUGCAGGAGAUCUACGGCAUCGAGAACAAGAACAACCAGGAGACUAAGCCUUCUGAUGAUGAGAACAGUGACAACAGCAGUGAGUGUGUGGUGUGCCUGUCAGACCUGCGGGACACACUGAUCCUGCCCUGCCGACACCUGUGCCUCUGCACUUCCUGUGCUGACACACUGCGGUACCAGGCCAACAACUGCCCCAUCUGCCGGCUGCCGUUCCGAGCCCUUCUGCAGAUCCGGGCUGUGCGGAAGAAGCCAGGGGCCCUGUCUCCCAUCUCCUUCAGCCCUGUCUUGGCCCAAAGUGUGGACCACGAUGAGCACUCUUGUCCCUUUAAAAAAUCAAAGUCGCACCCUGCCUCCCUGGCCAGCAAGAAACCUAAAAGGGAAACAAGUUCUGACAGUAUCCCACCUGGCUAUGAGCCCAUCUCCUUGCUUGAGGCACUCAAUGGUCUACGAGCUGUCUCCCCGGCUAUCCCAUCAGCUCCCCUCUAUGAGGAAAUCACCUACUCAGGCAUCUCGGACGGUCUUUCCCAGGCCAGUUGUCCCCUUGCUGGACUUGAUCGAAUCAUGGAAAGUGGCCUACAGAAGGGCAAGACACAGAGCAAGUCUCCAGACAGCACCCUGCGGUCUCCAUCAUUCCCCAUCCAUGAGGAGGACGAGGAGAAGCUCUCAGAGGACUCGGAUGCUCCUCUCCCACCGAGCGGUGUGGAGCUGGUACUGCGGGAGAGCAGCUCCCCUGAGAGUUUCGGAACAGAGGAGGGAGAUGAGCCGUCCCUAAAGCAAGGGAGCCGAGUACCCUCUAUUGAUGAUGUCCUGCAAGAUGGCAGUCCGCAGCAUCAUGGUUGCAGCCAGCCAGUCCCUCCUGCUGACAUCUACCUACCAGCCCUGGGUCCUGAGUCGUGCUCUGUUGGUAUAGAGGAGUAAGCUGGAUGGUCCACCUCCAUGGAGACGCCACACAGCCUUGGCACCACCAGCUCCCCCUGGCCUCUGCUGAGUGGCUCUAGUCCUGAGCCUGGAGUUGCUGAGCUGACCCCAUUCUGAAAGUCUGGCUUAGCGGGCAACACAGAGCCCUCAGCAUCCCAAACAUUGCCAGGAGGCUUCCCUGGACCCCAGCGAGACCCUGGCCUCUCUUGUCUGCACGCCUCAUGUGGCCACUGGGAUUUGAGGGUCCACAGUGAACCUUGAUCAAAUUGCACAGUGGGUUGUUCCUCCACACACCCUCCUUUUUUUACGGUCAAUAUAUUUGUAAAUGGUACAAGAUGAAGGACAACAACUGUCUCCAUGGGCCACGUGCCCUAGAAGGACUCUCCCCAACUGUCAAAGCUAAUGCUUUGAGCACUUAGCAAACCAGCAUAAGAGAAUCUACCCAUGGAAUGUUCUGGAAGGUGGGCAGUCCAGGUUACAGUUGAUGAAGGAAACAGUGCCUGUCUGCCUCUCAUGUGUGACCCCAAGGCAGCCAGGCUGUCACUGCUGCUGUCACAGGCUGACACCUUACAGAUGUCCUGACCAUGGGUGACCCUCCUCGGAGCGUCCAGAUCCCCUCCUGCUCUGCUCUAUUACCUACUAGUGGUCCCUGGCAGCUGUGGGCAAGGCCUGGGUAGUCAGACUGUUAACACCACAGUCCUUAGCAGUGGUCAAUGUCCAGUUCCCCCGCACAGGUCCUGCUUCACUCACAUCCUCACCCGCUGCCAAGGUGGCGGUUUGUGCUUGCAGGGCAGCACUGCCCACCACCUGCCAGGGAGGAGCCUGAGCAGCUUCCAUAGCAGAUCCGUUGCCAGUUACCUGGCCUGUAAGCUUCUUACUGAUUGAUUGUCUAAGGCUCCUGUCAGAGCCCACCUAGAAGCAGGCUCCUAGUGAUACUUUGUUUCCAAGGCAGAAGUGGCCCAUGAGUGGCCCCAGAGCAGAGGUGCCCCAGGCAGUGCAGCUCCCUGGUGGGUUGGUAGAGGGACCUCAGCUUAAGGAACUGCCCUGCCACUCACCCAGGUGACAGCCUGUAGCAGUGCAUGGAGACCCCUUUAGGCUCAGGGCUGCUCGAGCUCUGACUCUAACCCUGCUCCUUCCUAGCACAGCUCUGCACAUCCAUCUCUCUCUCUUGCUGAAUGCACAUAUGUGCACACAUGUCAGCAUGUGCAUGCUCACUCCCCCACUUCUCACCUGCCAACAUCCUGGCCUCUGGCCGUGGCACUGGUGCCAGUACUUUGAAAGAUGGGGUGCAGCCUACACACUUACCUGUCUCAGACUCACAUGUACUAUCAUCUGAUGUACUCUGAUUGGCUAGUUUGGGUUCAUUUUUACUGUAUAUUUAUAGUAAUAAAAUCAUGCAGCAAUA